This is a messenger RNA of Oncorhynchus nerka (sockeye salmon), 4801 nucleotides long. RefSeq names its product NACHT, LRR and PYD domains-containing protein 3-like. NCBI's taxonomy places the organism in Eukaryota, Metazoa, Chordata, Actinopteri, Salmoniformes, Salmonidae. The record is from RefSeq and is a predicted model, not a curated record. Gene Ontology annotation, biological process: innate immune response; regulation of apoptotic process; inflammatory response. The coding region runs from base 333 to 4601 and encodes 1422 amino acids. Gene Ontology annotation, molecular function: protein binding. The transcript has 13 exons.
UAAUUUGGGGUGAAUGACUAUAUUUUAGUAAAAAAAUGCAUAGAAUCUUUGUUUCACUUUGACAUUAUGGAGUAUUCUGUGUAGAUCAAUGACAAAAAAAAUACAAUUAAAUCAGUUUCAAUCCCACUGAUUAGCGCAACAAAAUGUGGGAAAAAAGAGUUCAAGGGUCUAGAUACUUUCUAGAGGAACUAUCUUCUCUAAGAAACUGCCAUUUAAAAAAAACUUGCCGUCAUAUUUCUGUCAUGCUCAUUUGUUGACAACUCCACCCCCUCUCCCCCUCCCUGUGCCCAGGGUAUUCAGCCAAUCAGUAGCCAUCACGUUUCUGGACCAACAUGAGAAGAUCUCAUAGAGACAAAGAGAUGGGGAGCAACUGCUCCAAAAGGAGGAGAGAAGAGGGAGACACUGAAGGAAGGAGAGAAGAGGGAGACACUGAAGGAAGGAGAGAAGAGGGGGACACUGAAGGAAGGCGAGAGGAGGGGGACACUGAAGGAAGGCGAGAGGAGGGGGACACUGAAGGGAGGCGAGAGGAAGGAGACACUGAAGGAAGGAGAGAAGAGGGGGACACUAAAGGAAGGCGAGAGGAGGGGGACACUGAAUGGAGGCGAGAAGAGAGGGACAGCAAAUGGAGGACAGAAGAGGAGGACAGUAAAGGGAGGAGAGAAGAGGGAGACACUGAAGGGAGGAGAGAAGACCGUGACAAUGUCAACAGUGAAGCAACGUCCUUUGACCAAAUACCCCCCCACUCUCUUGAUUCGCUUCAGACAGAGAAGAGACGUGAAGAAAGAGAUGCUACAUUUGUGGAUGAUAACAGGGCGGACCUCAUUCAGAGGGUUACCACGGUGAUGCCCAUAGCAGAUAAACUGUUCCAGUGGCGUAUGAUCCACAAAGAGGCGUACAAUAAGAUCCAUGCUGCCCGGACCAGACAGGAUCAGAUAAGGGAGCUGUACGAGGUCUUAAACACAGAAAGAGUCAAAUCAGCCUUCUAUAGGCUCCUUCAAGAGGAAGAGCCUCAUUUGGUCCAGGAGCCAGGUGGGCCUGUCUAUAUGGAGGUGGAUUGCUAUGGACAGACUAUGUGCAUUGGGCAGAGCAGCGUGGAUGACAACACAAAAAGAAUUAAGGACGAAUUUAAAGACAGUCUGGAGAAGAAGUUUGGAUUUGUGUUUGAAGGCACCGCAGUGGAACAAACUCCCCUCAACAGCAUCUACACACAGCUCUACAUCACACAAGGACAGAGUGAAGGGGUUAAUAACGAACAUGAGAUCCGGCAGAUUGAAUAUACACGCAGGACAAAAAGAUCUACAGACACUCCAAUCAACUGCAAUGACAUCUUCAAAGCCUUAUCUGGAGAAGACAGAGAAAAGGAGAGACCCAUCAGAACUGUGCUGAUGAAGGGCAUCGCUGGCAUUGGAAAAACAGUCUCUGUGCAGAAGUUCAUCCUCGACUGGGCUAAAAGAAAAGCUAAUCAGGAUGUUGAUUUCAUCUUUGUGCUUCCACUCCGAGAGCUGAAUCUGAUUCAAGAUGACCAGUACAGUCUUCAUGGGCUUUUGCGUUACUUCCACCCUGAACUUACAGAGAUAGAAGAGGCAAAGAUAUAUGAUACCUGCAAAGUCAUGUUUAUCUUUGAUGGUCUGGAUGAAAGCAGACUGCCAUUAGGUUUUCAUCAGAACAAGAAGUUGACUGAUCUAACUGAGACAUCAUCAGUUGACAGGUUGAUGACAAACCUCAUUGAGGGGAAUCUACUCCCUGAAGCUCUCCUCUGGAUAACCUCCCGACCAGCAGCAGCCAAUCAGGUCCCCUGUAAGUACAUCGACAAGGUGACAGAAGUACGAGGGUUCAACGACAAACAGAAAGAAGAAUACUUUAAGAAGAAUGUUGAGGAUGAGAACCGGGCCAGGAGAAUCAUCUCACACAUUAAUACAUCAAGGAGCCUCCACAUCAUGUGCCACAUACCCGUCUUCUGUUGGAUUACUGCCAGGGUUCUUGAGCAAAUGUUGAGUGAAGAUGAGAGUGGAGAGAUCACAACUUUGACUGAGAUGUACAAUCACUUCCUGCUCAUUCAGACAAACCUGAAAAGCAAGAAGUAUGAUAGGGAAAAGGAGACAGAUCUGGACAUAAUCAUAGAAAGAAACAAAGAAAUAAUUCUCAAACUGGCACAACUUGCAUUUGAACAGCUGGUGAAGGGCAAUCUCAUAUUCUCUAAGAAAGACCUGGAGGAGUGUGGCAUUGAUGUCAGUGAAGCCUCAGUGUACUCUGGGUUUUGCACAGAAAUCCUGAAAGAAGAGUAUGGGCUGUAUCGGAAGAAAGUGUACUGCUUUGUCCACCUGAGCUUCCAGGAGUUCCUUGCUGCUCUGUACGUGUUCCACUGCUGUGCGAGCAAGAACAUCAAGCCCCUGGAGCCUUUUGUUGGGGAUGUGUCAUCAGAGCUGUCCUUGCAUGUGCUGCUGAAGAUGAUGGUGGAUAAAGCCUUGGAGAGUGAGAAUGGACACCUGGACCUGUUCCUCCGCUUCCUUGUUGGCAUCUCAACAGAAUCCAACCAGAGACUGUUACAUGACCUACUACCACAAACAGAGAUCAGCUCAGAGACUGUCAAGGAAAUUAAGAAAUACCUCAGGGAGCCGAACGUAGAGCAAGUCUCACCUGAUAGGUACAUCAAUCUACUCAUAUGCUUGACUGAGAUGAAAGAUGAUUCAGUACAUGAGGACAUUGACAAGUUCCUGAAGUCAGGAAAUCCAACAGGAAAGGAACUUGCAGGUGCACACUUCUCAUCACUGGCCAACGCUCUGCUGAUGUCAAAGGGUGUGCUGGAUGAGAUUGACCUGAGGACAUACAACUUGUCCCCUGGGUGUACGAGACUGGUCCCAGCUGUAAGGAAAUGGAGAAAGGCCAUACUGAUUGGCUUUGAACUCUCUAUGGAGGACUACGAAUCACUGGCCUCCAUUCUCCAAUCAGCAGACUCACAUCUAAGAGAGCUGCACCUGGACGACAUCGGGGAGCGUGAUCCUGAAGGUGACGAUGAUCCUGAUGGUGACGAUGAGGCCAGACUGACUGUUCUCGUUGCUGCGCUGACUGUUGUCCUCGCUGCACUGAAACAUCCACACUGUAAACUGGAGACACUGAGACUGGGUGGCUAUAAACUCUCUGAAGAGCACUGUGGGUUACUGCCUUCUGCUCUCCAAUCAGCAGACUCACAUCUGAGAGAACUGGACCUGAGAGACACUAAGCUGUCUGAUGGUGGUGGGAGGGAACUCUUUACUUCUCUGAAACAUCAGAACUGUAAACUGCACAAACUGCGACUGUCUAGCUUUAGACUCUCUGAAGAGGACUGGGGAUCACUGGCCUCCGUUCUCCAAUCAGCAGACUCACCUCUGAGAGAACUGGACCUGGACCUGAGGAACAGUGGACUGUCUGACGGUGGUGGGAGGGAACUCUUCACUGCUCUGAACCAUCCACACUGUAAACUACAGACACUGAGGCUGAAUGGAUGUUCCCUGACAGAGAAAGGGUGUGAAGCAUUGGCUUCAUCUCUCAGCUCAAACUCCUCUCACCUGAGAGAACUGGAUCUGAGUCACAAUGACCUGCAGGAUUCAGGAGUGAAGGUGCUCUCUGAUGGACUGGGGAAUCCACACUGUCAACUACAGAAACUGAAGCUGUCAUUCUGUAGAGUCGCAGAGAAAGGCUGUGCUUCUCUGGCUUCAGCUCUGGGGUCAAACCCCUCCCAUCUGAGAGAACUGGACCUGAGCUUCAAUCACCCAGGAGACUCUGGAGUGAAGCUGCUCUCUGCUAGACUAGAGGAUCCACACUGUAGACUGGAGAAACUCAAUGUGGACCAUACAGAAGAGAUCUGGGUUAAACCACAGCUGAUGACGAAAUAUGCCUGUGAUCUCACACUGGACCCCAACACAGCACACAGAAACCUCUCUCUGUCUGAGGGGAACAGAAGGGUGGAGAGGGUUAAAGAGGAGCAGCCGUAUCCUGAUCAUCCAGAGAGAUUUGAUCACUAUACCCAGGUGUUGUGUAGAGAGGGUCUGACUGGGCGCUGUUACUGGGAGGUAGAGUGCAGUGGGCUGGCUGACAUUGGAGUGACAUAUAAAGGCAUCAGUAGAAAAGGAGAUGGUUCUGCCAGUGAAUUUGGAUACAAUAAGAAGUCCUGGCGUCUGAUCUGCCGUGGGAAUCAUUAUGGUGCCCUCCACAAUAGUCAAUAUACUACAAUACAUGCUCCACACCUCAUCAACCCUCCUCAACCCCAGAGAGACCAGUCCUCCUCCCCUCCACGCCUCAUCAACCCUCCUCAACCCCAGAGAGACCGGUCCUCCUCCCCUCCACGCCUCAUCAACCCUCCUCAACCCCAGAGAGACCAGUCCUCCUCCCCUCCACGCCUCAUCAACCCUCCUCAACUCCAGAGAGACCAGUCCUCCUCCCCUCCACGCCUCGGAGUAGGAGUGUUUCUGGACUGGCCGGUCGGCACACUUUCCUUCUAUGAGAUCUACUCUGACACAAUGACCCAUGUGUACACAUUCCAGACCAUAUUCACUGAGCCCCUCUACCCAUGGUUUAGUGUUUCUAAUGAGGGCUCUUCAGUGUCCCUGAGCCAGGUAGAGUAGUCUCCUAUGUCCUGGAGGAACACCUGGGUCUCCAUGGAAACACAGUCACACUCCUGUUCUAACCCAACCAUGUGACAUGAUGGGGUGUUGUUGACUGUGAUCAUGCCUUCAGAUAUGGACAUUGUAACAGAUACAUUUUGUUGACUGUGAUCAUGACUACAGAUAUGGACAUUGUAACAGAUACAUGUUGUUGACUGUGA